AGAAGUAAUAACUUUAAAAUGCUUAAAACUCUGCAUAAAAUCACUAAAAGUUGUCGGCCUAAUUUUAAUCCUCUUUCCUUUUCGACGCUUUUAUUAUAAGGUAAGGAAGUGGAUUUGACGGAGGAAUGGACGCCGGUAGUUGAAAUAUACCGUUUCUGAGUCGUCCUCCGGCGAUUAAAGGUAAGCUACGCAUAUGCAAUUGCGAAUGUCUAUGGCGUCACUUCGCAAAUUCGGCAAAUUAAAACGCAUUCGGGAAUUUAAGUUAUACAGUUUCUACGUCAGUAAAAACGCAGUUACAAAUGCGGAUAUAGUUUAAGUAAAGAGAAAUAUUCACAUUAAAUAAUUAUCAAUGCAAGUCGGAAUAAAUUACGAUAAUCUGAGAAAAAAUAACACAAACAAUCAAACAAUAGAAUAUCGUCAUGGACCAAACAUCAUGAGGAAUGUAUAUGUAAAUUUGAAACACUGUGAUUACUUUUACGAGCAUUAAGAAAAUGCUAUUAACAAACCAAAGCUAAUCAUUGAUAACGUGAACGUUGGAGAGAGUAGACGUAUGUAUAAUGUUUCCAAGAAUUGUACACUUAAUAGUAAUAUUAAUGUUAAUAAAACUAGUAAUUAAUAUUGGUGAGAAAGCUUUUAAAGCAUGUAAAGAUUACGGACAGACGAUGCUUGAAUGCCACAAUGUGUUAUUCCCAACUUCAAGGGUCAGAGUACCAAUUGACUUACUUUUAUACCCACAUAUGGUAUUAAUAGGUUUUUCAAAGAACGAAGAAGAUCAACCGGCUUGGAAAUGUGGUGGCAGCUUAAUAAGUGAAGACUGGGUGCUAACAGCAGCUCAUUGUAUAGAAGACCCAAUGUACGGUACUCCAAGUGUAUUAAGAAUAGGUACAGCAACGUUUGAAUUUGACGAAGUAGACGAGUUAGCACAAGAGAGAAAUAUAUCAGAAAUUAUUCCACAUCCCAAAUACAAGCCACCGUCGAAAUAUCAUGACAUUGCAUUGAUGAAAAGUAAACCUGCUUUCAUACUUAAUCGUGAUAUAAAAAUUGCUUGCUUACAUUUAAACGAUAAUAUUCCAACAGCGAAUCUAACAGCCAUUGGAUUUGGAACUACCGUAUCUGGGAUAGCAACUGGAAGUCAGACAUUGAUGAAAGUUGACGUUGAUAUAAUUAAUAACACGGUAUGUAACAAAUCAAUGAGAUAUUUGAUAAGAAGAAAGAUAUUAGCUCGUGGGAUAACUGAAGAACAACUUUGUGCAGGUGAUUAUGAAAAUGGGGGAAGAGAUACAUGUCAGGGUGAUUCUGGAGGUCCAUUACAGAUUAUGAUUGAUAGAGUUGAUUGCAUUAAAUCUUUUCCUUUACAUACUGUAGUGGGUGUUACAUCUUUCGGCAGGGAUUGCGGGAGAAGAAUGGCACCAGGUGUUUAUACCAGAGUUUCAAGAUACAUAGACUGGAUUGAAAGUAUAGUGUGGCCAACAUAAAAUGCUAUUUUUUGUAAUGACUUUAUUCAGGUGUGA
This is a messenger RNA of Papilio xuthus (Asian swallowtail), 1511 nucleotides long. RefSeq names its product serine protease snake. Gene Ontology annotation, biological process: proteolysis. Gene Ontology annotation, molecular function: serine-type endopeptidase activity. Lineage: Eukaryota; Metazoa; Arthropoda; Insecta; Lepidoptera; Papilionidae. The transcript has a single exon. Bases 558 to 1475 code for a protein of 305 amino acids. The record is from RefSeq and is a predicted model, not a curated record.